GCUCUUAAUUCUUUGGCUUCAGUUUAUGAAUUUUCCAGUAUGAUUCAUAACAUGUGAAUAUUAUUAUUCUUAUAAACCUUUCUUUGUCCUUUUGGCUCCUUUUCUAUGGCGGUGAAAUGUUGAAAAAGUAUGGAUCUUUCAUAUUUGUGAGCUUGAGUCGAGACUUUAAGAGAAAUUACAGUUUUUUGUUGUUGUUGUUGUUGUGAGAAAAGAUUUGAUCUUGUUGGUGUUAGCUAAAAUGGGUAGAGGAGAAAAAAGAAGCUUGAUGAAUGUUGAUGUAGUUGUGAACUUUUUCAACAAUGUCAUGUUGGAGAAGAAGCCUUAUCUCCCCCUUUUGAUCCCUUUGAUUUUGAUAUUCUGGGCUUUAGAGAGAUGGAUUUUCUCCUUGUCCAAUUGGGUUCCUCUUGUUCUUGCUGUUUGGGCAACCAUCCAGUAUGGUAAUUAUCAACAUCGAAUAGCUAUUGAAGACUUGAAUAAGAAGUGGAAGCGAGUUACACUAAUUAACUCGAAAAUAACACCAUUGGAGCACUGCGAGUGGCUAAACAAGCUUUUAAUGGAGAUUUGGUCCAACUACAUGAACCCAAAGCUUUCAUUUAGGUUCCACUCCAUUGUUGAGAAACGUUUGAAACAUCACAAAUCAAGACUUAUUGAAAGAGUAGAAUUGCUGGAGUUUUCACUAGGUUCAUCUCCACCAGGGUUGGGUCUUCACGGGACUCGCUGGUCAACUUUUGGUGAUCAGCGAGUUAUGCACUUGGGUUUUGAUUGGGACACGAGUGACCUCAGCAUCAUGUUGCUUGCCAAGGUGGCCAAGCCAUUUUUCGGAACUGCAAAGAUUGUUAUAAAUAGCCUUCACAUCAAGGGUGAUCUUCUCUUGAUGCCAAUUCUGGGUGGGAAAGUGGUUUUGUACUCGUUUAUAUCCACUCCUGAAGUUAGGAUAACAGUUGCCUUUGGAAGUGGAGGAAGCCAAUCACUACCUGCGACGGAGCUGCCUGGUGUCUCUUCUUGGUUGAUUAAACUUUUGACUGAUACCUUAGCUAAGAUGAUGGUCGAACCACGCCGUCAAUGUUUCUCUUUACCGGCCGUAGAUUUAAGGAAGCAGGCCGUGGGCGGUAUUGUUUACGUGACAGUUCUUUCUGCAGCUAAACUUUCUAGGAGUAGCUUGAGAGGAAGCCCAUCAAGGAAGCAACCGAGUUCCGGUGUAGAUGGUUUACAAGAGCACAUUGAUGAUAAAGAUCUACAGACAUUUGUUGAAGUUGAGUUAGGAGAGCUGACCAGAAGAACUCAUGUGAGGCUGGGCUCCGGUCCUCAAUGGAAUUCAACGUUUAACAUGGUUUUACAUGAUAAUACAGGAAUUGUUCGAUUCCAUCUCUAUGAGCAUACACCGGGCAGUAUGACAUGUAACUAUCUUGCAAGUUGUGAGAUUAAGAUGAGAUACGUUGCAGAUGACUCGACAAUGUUUUGGGCAAUAGGGCCAGACUCGAGUGUGAUAGCCAGGCAUUCUGAAUUUUGUGGCAAAGACGUCGAAAUGGUUCUUCCAUUUGAAGGGGUCAAUGCAGGGGAGUUAGCAGUGAAGCUUGUGGUUAAAGAAUGGCAAUUUUCUGACGGUUCUCUUAGCUUCAACAACUUACGUGUUAGCUCACAACCAUCACUGAGUGGUUCCUCAAAUUUUCUUUUGAGAACUGGAAGGAGAAUUAGUGUAACCAUCGUGGAAGGGAAGGAUCUUAUUACAAAAGACGAAAGUGGAAAGUGUAAUCCGUAUGUUAAAUUGCAAUACGGAAAGGUUCUUCAGAAAACAAAGACAGCACAUUCUUUUAAUCCGGCUUGGAACCAGAAGUUCGAGUUUGACGAAAUCAGAGAUGGUGAAUAUCUGAAGAUAAAAUGCUAUACCGAAGAGGUCAGUGGAGAUGACAGCAAUGGCAGUGCUCGUAUAAAUCUUGAGGGACUGGUAGAAGGGUCGCCAAGGGAUGUGUGGAUCCCUCUUGAGAACGUGAAUUCAGGAGAACUAAGGCUACAGAUAGAAGCAGUUAGGAUGGACGACUAUGAAGGAUCGAGGGGUUCUGCAUAUUACGGCAAUGGUUUGAUUGAACUUGUGCUUAUUGAAGCAAGAGACCUUGUAGCUGCUGAUCUAAGAGGGACAAGUGAUCCGUACGUGAGGGUGCAAUAUGGAAACUUGAAGAGACGAACAAAGGUCAUGUACAAAACGUUGAACCCUAAGUGGCAUCAGACGUUAGAAUUCCCUGAUGACGGCAGUCCUUUGGAGUUACAUGUCAAAGACCACAACGCGUUGCUACCAACAUCGAACAUAGGUGAUUGUGUUGUAGAGUACCAGGGACUGCCUCCAAAUGAGAUGGCCGAUAAGUGGAUACCGCUACAAGGAGUCAAAAGGGGAGAGAUUCACGUUCAGGUUACAAGAAAAGUUCCGGAACUAGAGAAAAGACCGAGUCUGGACCCUGAACCAUCCUUAACAAAAGCUCAUCAAAUAUCAAGCCAGAUGAAACAAAUGAUGAUAAAGCUUGAAUCUUUAAUUGAAGAUGGCAACCCCGACGGAAUGUCAGCUCCAUUGAGUGAACUCGAAAGUCUUCAGGAUAUGCAAGAAGAAUACAUGGUACAGCUUGAAACCGAGCAGAUGCUUCUACUGAACAAGAUAAAGGAGCUUGGUCAGGAGAUUUCGAACUCAUCGCCUCCUCUAAGCUGAAGAUCUCAAAGUUGAAUCGGUUAUUUACCUUCCGAUAUUACACGUAAUACGUCGUUCUACCGAGAUGGUUUUGCUUACCCAGGAAAUGCUUACAGACAAAAGAUCAUGUACAUCACACGCGACAUAAUAAUGCUCAACAGAAUAGGUAUCACUGCUUCAUGGAUUUGGCUGAUUGAUAGUACUUGCAUUGCUUUUAGG
Molecule: messenger RNA, 2893 nt
Organism: Hibiscus syriacus
Lineage: Eukaryota; Viridiplantae; Streptophyta; Magnoliopsida; Malvales; Malvaceae
Product: synaptotagmin-5-like
Exons: 14
Coding region: 239-2695 (818 amino acids)
Molecular function (GO): lipid binding
Source: RefSeq, a predicted model, not a curated record